This is a messenger RNA of Phycodurus eques (leafy seadragon), 3196 nucleotides long. It is a transcript of the gene svopa, whose product is annotated as SV2 related protein a. The record is from RefSeq and is a predicted model, not a curated record. Gene Ontology annotation, biological process: transmembrane transport. Gene Ontology annotation, cellular component: membrane. NCBI's taxonomy places the organism in Eukaryota, Metazoa, Chordata, Actinopteri, Syngnathiformes, Syngnathidae. Gene Ontology annotation, molecular function: transmembrane transporter activity.
UUUGACUGCCUGUAUUUUUUUUUCAAAUCGCUUUCUCAAUUAAAUAUGAUUUUGUAAUUUAGUAUAUGCGAUUGUUUUUGCUAGCUACAUUUGUAUCCCAUUCUUAUUGACACCGAUUAGUGAGAAAGUGUUAUUAAUGAACAAUCUACCUGAAGUGUAAAAAUAUAUAAAUAGAUUUAUAUAUACUUGAGGGUUUGCAUGAAUCUAUUUUGCCAUCCUUUAAACUUGUGCAUUGUCUGUCGCGUGCAUGAAUUGUGCGUCCUCAUUGGCCGUCAGCGGGUCGCUCUCCUCAGUGCUGAAAUCGCAGCUGGUCGUGAUCAUGGAAAAAGGCGAUGAGGCCACACGGAGCGUCGGGAAAUAAACAGCAAAAUGGACGAUGAUCUGUUCCAGCUGAGACAGUUGCCUGUCGUCCGCUUCCGUCACACCGGUGAGAGCACGCGCUCGGAGGAUGACGCCGAAAGUCGAGAGCCCUAUGCAGCGGUGUGGGUGGCGGAGCAGAAAGAGAUGGAGUCCGUGGCCCUUGCAGAUGGAGCGCCUGUCCCUCGGGAGUUUGCCAACCCAACUGAUGACACGUUCAUGGUCGAGGAUGCUGUGGAAGCCAUUGGCUUUGGGACCUUCCAGUGGAAGCUCUCCAUCCUCACUGGUUUGUCCUGGAUGGCAGACGCAAUGGAGAUGAUGAUUCUAAGCAUCUUAGCUCCACAGCUUCACUGCGAAUGGAGACUACCAAGUCUGGAGGUGGCACUUCUUACAUCGGCGGUGUUUAUUGGAAUGAUGAUCAGCUCCUCCCUUUGGGGAAACAUAUCUGACAAGUACGGAAGAAAGACGGGUCUGACACUGAGCGUGUUGUGGACGAUGUUCUAUGGUCUGAUGAGUGCUUUUGCUCCCAUCUAUGGUUGGAUCCUCUUCCUCCGCGCUCUGGUGGGCUUUGGCAUCGGCGGAGCCCCGCAAUCGGUCACACUCUAUGCUGAGUUUCUUCCCAUGAAGUCCAGAGCAACUUGUAUAUUGCUAAUUGAGAUAUUCUGGGCACUGGGCACAGUGUUUGAGGUCCUUCUUGCUAUUCUAGUGAUGCCUUCUCUGGGCUGGCGUUGGCUUCUCGGCCUCUCCACCAUCCCCCUUUUCAUCUUUGCCAUCCUGUGUUUUUGGCUACCUGAGAGUGCCCGAUAUGAUGUGUUGACGGGGAAUACAGAAAAAGCUCUGGCUACUUUGAAGCGCAUUGCCAUAGAGAAUGGCAUGCCCAUGCCACUGGGAAAACUCAUUGCUGCCAAACAAGAGGAUCGUGGGAAGAUUCGAGACUUGUUCUCAUCGCAAUUCCGGUGGACAACAGUCCUUCUGUGGUUUAUUUGGUUUGCAAACGCCUUCUCGUAUUACGGCCUUGUGUUGCUCACCACGGAGCUCUUUCAGGAGGGAGGUACAUGUGGAAUGUCCAAAGGUAAUAAGAUGGAGCUCAGAUGCAGCCUGGAGUGUAAAUAUUUGAACAGUGAUGACUACAAAGACCUGUUGUGGACAACUUUAUCAGAAUUCCCAGGACUGUUGGUGACUUUGUGGGCGAUCGAUCGCUUAGGAAGGAGGAAGACCAUGGCCUUGUGUUUCCUUGUCUUCUCUCUGUGCAUCAUUCCGCUCUAUGGUUGUGUGGGGAGAGCGUCCAUGACAGUGCUGAUAUUCAUUGCCAGAGCUUUCAUCGCUGGGGGAUUCCAGGCUGCCUAUGUGUAUACUCCAGAGGUUUAUCCAACUGCAAACAGGGCUUUAGGUUUGGGAACAAGCAGUGGCAUGGCGAGAGUUGGUGCCCUCAUCACACCUUUUGUCGCACAGGUGUUGUUGGAGUCGUCCGUGUAUUUAGCUCUCUCGGUGUACUGCUGCUGCUGUCUGCUCGCCGCCAUCGCCUCUUGCGCGCUGCCGAUUGAGACAACGGGACGAGGCCUGCAGGAGUCCGACCACCGUCAGUGGGGCCAGGAGAUGACGGGCCGGGCCUCCUCCUCCUCACAAACCUCAGGGCCAAUCCCUCAUUCCAGUUCUGGCUCCCAGGGCUGAGCAAUGUUUGAGAUUAUGAGAGUGAAGAGUGAAAGACAAAAAGCUAGAGCAGCUUUUCGCAUGCAUCUCAAGUCUCAUAAACAGUUUAGCCACUAAAAUGACUUCAGAGAGGCAGACAGCACAAAAUGUCAUGUCACUGCACUUAAGAGUCUUCAACCACCAUUGCCAUCCAUUUUGCCACUGUAUACCUUCAACAGAAUGGCUGCAAUGCAUGGCAUUCAGACCUGACAGAAGAAUGGGUGAGGACAAAUGAGAUCUGAGAAAUUCAGAAAAAGCCAUACGGAAGCUGUAGAGCCCAUGAAAAAAAUAAAAAGUUCUCAUCUUGCUGUGCGAUGCAAAUGAAAAGGUUAAACAAGCUAUGGUCGAAGAAUUAUAAAAAUCAUAAACUUCAAAAACAAAAACAAAAAAACUAUUAAUCCACCGAGGAAAUAUCUACUUCAGUACAAUCUCAAUUAUUUUUUUUCAUUCAUUGAACUGCAGAAUGAAGAAAAUAGCCAAAUAAUAAAUUGUUCUGUUUACAUCAUAAUGAUGGUUCCCAAGUGUAAACGUGAACACCAAUUUGUAAAAAUAAAAUUAAAAAAUUAGUAAAGACAAUUUAAGUAGCAAUAUUCAUUUAUGCCAUGACCAUUUUUUGACAAUAUUCAAAUGUGUUGACCCUUUCAUCACAGUAUGUAGUAUGUACUGUGUGUGUUGUCUGCGAUAUUUCUGAAAUAGAACUCCAUAGAACUCGCAUUGCACUGGAAAAUACAUGAAUGGAGAUUCAAGUAUUGGAGAACUGUUUUUUUUUUUUUUUUUUUUAAUUUACUUUCAUCACAUGAUACAAUGCUCAAUCAGCCUGAUUAAAAAGAACAUACUGUAAUUACAAUACUUGUAAUGUGACACUACGUGCUGAUGGGAUCUCAGUGGGUUCUUAACAUCAAACUGCAUCCACAGUAUUUGUUUACUUUAGAUGAAACUCACAGUCGUUUAACCAAAUUUAUACCUCUGUAAAUAAUUCAUCAAAUGUCAUUGUUUCUUUGGAAAGAGGAGAUAUGGAGAGUUAUGGAUUUUCUCACUUAUUGUAUCAACUGUUUAUUUGGAAAAAUAAGCUGCUGGUUAUUACAGUAUUUAAUCAGUAUUAAGAUGUACUGAAUCUUGUCAACACACUUAAUGUAAAUGUACCACAUCA